Molecule: messenger RNA, 5772 nt
Organism: Plasmodium falciparum 3D7
Lineage: Eukaryota; Apicomplexa; Aconoidasida; Haemosporida; Plasmodiidae
Product: putative gamma-tubulin complex component
Source: RefSeq, a predicted model, not a curated record
AUGACGUCUACAUAUAUAAAUGAAAUAAGAAAAAAGCAGAAAGAAUAUUUAGGUUGUUUAUUUAAUAAGUUUGAAAAAUAUUCAAAUGAAAAGUUUUUACAUAAUUUAAUUACGAAAUCAAUAAAUGAAAUAUCACUGUAUCCAUUUCAAGAUGUUAAUGAUAAUGAAGUAAUUGAAGAUAUUAAUGAUUUUAUUAACGAGCUGACUAUUAAUGCACAGUAUAAAAAGAAAAGUGUUUUUAAACAUUUAUGUGAAAAUUUUCUUAGUGAUAAUUUUUAUAUAUAUAAUGAAAAUGAUAGAUAUGAAUUAAAAUAUGUUAUAUUAAAAUUAUUGUUUUUAAUUAGUGAAAGUUCAAAAAAUGAAAAUAUAAAACAGGUUGAUUUAUUGUUUGAUAAAUAUUUCUGCAUAAAGGAUAAACACAAUGAAGAAAAGGAAAAAAAAAAUCUACAAGAUGAAUAUAUAUAUAAAUUAAAUAUGAAUGAAAAAUUAGCCUUGGAUGAAAUAAAAAAUUAUAAUAUCCAAGAACAAGAAAAAUAUUUGAAGGAGUUUUAUUUAGAUGAUAAUAAUUAUGUUAAUUAUGAUUACCACCAUGAAAAACGUCAUGAUAACCUUCAUAAUUAUGAUGAGAAUAAAUAUAGUGAUGAUAUUUACACACAGUGCUCUUCAGCUUCCGAACAAUAUGAAAUGAGUGAUAAAACAAGUAAAGAAAAUACUUCUGAUGAAGAUAUGAAAUUGAAUAAUCAAGAAUCUUUUGAGAAAAAUAGUUAUAGUGAUUUUUAUCAAACACAAAAUAGCUACGUAGAAAAUUAUAUGAAAAAUAAAAGUGAACUGGCUUAUGAAAAUGUUAUUAAGAAAAUAUAUGAAUGUGUUUACACCUAUCCACAUUAUCAAGAUAACACAAAUAAUAUUAUAAAAAAAAAAAAUGCUACAUCAACAAGAAAUGAUGAUAUAUCGACUAUGCCUCAAUCAGAUAAAUCUGAUACGUAUAAUAAAAAUAAUUCAAAUGAAGGAAAGAAAAAAAGUAUGCACACAAAUCAUUUGAAAAAUGGAAUAUCUAUUUCUUCUGAUGAUGAUAUAUUUAUAAGUAUGAAAAGAAGACAGAAAAAAAAAAGUAAAUAUGAAGAGAAUAUGUAUAAAUUGAAACCAAAAGAGCAGUACUUUUUUAAUGAUAUAAACAUAUAUGAUGAAGAAACAUAUGAAAAUAACAAUUUCUUAGAGAAUGAAAAUAAUAUAAUUUAUGAAACGGAUAUAUAUAAUUUACGUAAUGUAUUUUUUACAAAUACAAAAAGUAAUCAUUACGAAGAAGGGGAAGAACAUGAAUAUGAUACAAAUAGUAAUGAAUAUAAAACUAAAGAAAAGAAGGAAUUAUCUAAUCAAAUGUAUGAUAAAAAUGUUUAUCUAAACGAUAUAAAUCAAGUUGAUAACAAAUUAAACCACAACAACAAAAAUAGUAAUAGUAAUAAUAGUAAUAAUAAUAAUAACAAUAAUAAUUUCAUUAUUGAUGAGGUGGCAAAAUGUAAAAAUCAGGAGAUUAAUACAAUAAAUAAUAAAUUUUGUGAUUAUAAUAAAGACAUGAAUAUAAAAAAUAAUAGAAGAACACACAAAUCAAAUAGCUUCUAUGUCAGUGAAUCAUUUAUUAUAAAAGAAAUUUUGAUGAUCUUAUCAUUAAAUUGUCCUAUAAAAUUUAAAAAUAACUUUUAUAUGAACUGUUCAGAUUUUUUAUUUAAUAAAAAAAUGGACAAGCAAAAAAUUAAAGACGACUUUUUAUUUUAUAUAAAUAUUGAAAAGAGAAAGGAAUGUUAUCAAAAAAUUAAUGGAAAACCUUUUAGAAAAAAAAAAAAAUUAUUCUUUGAAAAAUCGAAUGAUAAAAAUAAUAUUUCUAUAUGUUACCAUGCUGUUAUAAAAAAAAUGAUGAAUACGAAAUUAUAUAAUAUAAAAAAAAAAAUAUUUAACAAUUAUAUUAAGAAAAUGAAGAAAAUAACUAUAAAGUUAUUUUAUAUAAAUCUGUUUAUAUGUAUAAUUGAAAAUUUUAGAAAUUUUCUUUAUUUCUUACCUUACAAUUUAUAUGACAUUUUUAAUUAUAUAAUACAUGUUAAAGAAAGUGUGGAUCAAGAAAAUGGUAAGGAGAGUAAUACAUUUCUAUCCUUUCUUUUUAAUAAUAUGAUAAGUGUUAAUAUUAACAAUAAUAAGGGUGAUAAUAAUAAUGAUAGUGAGAUGUACAAUAUUUAUAUUAAUAGAAGUUGUAACAAUUUUAAUAACUAUUGUGAAGGGAAUUUUUUAAACUGCUUUUUAAGUUCAUUAAAGAAUAUAUAUUCCGAGUGGAUAACAAUCAUAAAUAUAUUAUAUAAUUAUCAUAUCCUCAUAAUAUUAAGACAAUAUGAUAUUGUUAGUGUUACUAAAGAGCAAAUUGUGGAUUUAGUAAAACAAAUUGAGCACAUUAAAAUUUUAAAGCAUUUGAAAUUACGUCAUUUCAUAAAUUUUACCAGGAAAAAAAAUAGAAGAGAUAGAAAAUAUAAAGAUAAUAUAAGAAAUAAAAUUAAUAAUAAAGAAAAUAAUAAUAUAUACAUAAAUGAUAAUAUUAAUAUGACGAACAAAACUAAUAUUUCAAAUAAUUCUUAUAAUAAUCAUAAUAAUAAUAAUAAUUAUUAUUAUAACCAUAUUGAUCAAGAGCUAAUCGAAGAAAUAUCUUCCUUUCGAUCAUUGAGUUUAAUUCAUUUAAAUUAUUUAAUUAUAAACUAUCUUUUUAUGUGGGAUAAUUUAUAUGAUUUUGUAAACGUCAUAUUAUCAUAUUCCUUAUAUGAUUCAAAUGUUUAUUUGUAUCCUAAUAAUCAUAAAAAGGAAGUAAAUAAUAAGAAAUUAUAUACUACACAUUAUGAUAAUGCUAAAAAAUUUUGUGUGUGUUAUGAUAUGUUUAUAUUAUAUUGGAGAAAUUCUCAAAUAUUAAAUAACAAAUAUUUAGAGAAAGUAUACAGAUAUUUUUUAGAUGAAUUAAAUAUAUAUUAUUCUAAAUAUAUAAAUGAUUGGAUAAAGAAAGGGCAGAUAUUUGAUAAAUUUAAUGAAUUUUUUAUAUGUCCUGAAAAAAAGGAGAAAACGGUAUAUCCAUAUAAUGACACUACUCUAAAUAUUAAAAUGCAAAAUGAAUUUGUGUUAUGUCCAGAAUUUUUUCAUUCGUUUAUUUUUUAUAUAAUAAGUUUAGGGAAUAAUAUUCGUUUACAUAUGAAAAUUAAUAAUGAGAAAAAUAAUAUUGAUUAUGUUGAUUAUUACGUAAGAGAAGAAUUGAAUCAAUAUCGAAAAAUAUUUAAAAAUAAUAGUGAUAUGUAUUAUAAUACAUAUAAUAAUUUAUAUUGUGCUUCUAAUGAUGAUAAUUCGAAUGAACUUUUUUUUUUUGGAGAAUAUACUAAUAAUAUUAAAAUAUUACAUGUAAAUACACUUAAUUCUUAUUAUAAUUUAGAAAAUUUAAAGUAUGACCCUAAUAGUUCACUUGAUAUAUUAUGUAAAUUUUUAAAGAAAAGCAAAAAUAAAUGCUUACCCUAUUUUAAUAAAAAUGUCAUAUCAUUAAAUAUAUCUUAUGAUAUAUAUAUUAAGAAAUAUUUGCAAGAACAAUUUUCUGAAAUAUAUUAUAGAAGUAAUCGUAUAUUUUUAUAUAGCUUAAUGAAAUAUUGUUAUUUGUUGGAAUAUUUUUCUUGUUUACGUAGUUUAGUAUUUUUAGAAAUCAAUGAUUAUAUGUUACCUUUUUUUGAAUUUAUUUUUAAAGAAAAUUGUUUUCUUAUUAUUGAUGAAAGGAACAUGAAUUCUAUUUUUAGACAGUGUGUUUAUAAUAAUACAAAUAUAACUGCACAGAAUAAAAAUAAAUUCAUAAAUACAAAUGAUGGGAAUUAUACUUGCUCAUCUUUUUUACAUCAAAAGUUUACAUUGAUACAUAUGAAAAUAAUAUUUUCAAAAAUAUUGGAUAUGGAAAAUCAUAAGAAAUACAAGAGGAAAAGAAUUUUUUUACAUAUGAAAAAUGAUAACAAAAUAGUACAAAAUGGUGAUGAAUAUAAUAAUACAACAAUUUUUGAAGAAAGAAAUUAUAAAAAACUGAAUAAUGGAAAAUACACCAUGUUAUUAAAACAAAAUGACGAUGAUACAGAAUAUAUAGACAAUAAUAAUAAUAUAGAAGAUGAUGAUUUUAUGUAUGAAAAUUAUAACACAUGUACUUAUAAUAAUUUAUUAGAUAACUCAAAGCAUAAUACUAUUCAACAACAUGAUCCUCAUUAUAAUAUUAAAUGUUCAUCCGAUUUAAGAACUGAUGAAAAUUUAAGAAAAUAUUCCAUAUGUGAGAAAUUGACCAACACAUUUUAUAAAGAAGAAAUAAUAUCAAACAUAUUUAAAAAAUUUUAUUUAAAAUUAAAAGAAAAUACAUUAUAUAAUAAUAAUGUUAAUGUUAUAAGUUAUCGAAAUUUAAUUAUAGAAUCUAAAGGAGCACCUUUUGUUAAUUUUUUAUUUGAUUCGAAGUGUUUAGAAAAAUAUUCAGCAAUCUUUUCAUAUUUCUUAGAAAUUAAGAAAUCCUUCCAUAUAUUAAAUUUGGUGUAUAUAUUUUAUAAAUAUGUUAAAUCAGAAAAACCUUUACAUUUUGAUAACUAUUAUAUGAUAUUAAGUUCAUUAUGUGUAUUAAAAUAUAAAAUAUAUUUUUUUAUCAACACGUUGUAUACGUAUUUUCAGUGGAUCUUAACAUAUUCUUGGAACCGAUUUUUAAUAAAUUUAUCUGAAUCCAAAUCAUUAACCGAUAUCAAAAAAAAUCAUGAAUUUUAUAUUAAUUUUUUAAUAGAAGCUAUAUUAAUACCAAUAAAAACUUCACAUGAAGAAUUAUAUAAUUAUUAUAUAAAUGAUGAAUAUAAUAAAGAUAAUGAUAUUUAUAAAGAAUAUGAACAGAAAUUUUUUAAUUCGAGUAUUAGAAAAAAUGAUGAAGAUAGUAAUAUUUCUUUGUCAAUACAUCAUAUAAAUAACAUAUCAUCUAAUAAUAAGGAUACCAAUUUAUUAAUAAAUAAUAAUUCUACAAAUAUAAUAAUAGAUAAAACCAAAACAGAUAUGUAUGUACAUCAAAAUCAGAAACAUAAUAAUAUAUCAAAGAAUAUAAUAUAUAAAGAGAAGAAUGCUGUCCUAAAUAAAAAUUCUAUGGAUAAACAAUUUUUACUCAACGAAUUAUUUGCAAAUAAUAUUUUAAACAUAAUAUUUAUCCCAUCACAGAUAUAUGAAAUACUUUUAAAACUAAGUAAAUUUCUAAACAUCAAAUUUGAUCUCAAUUUCGAUAAUGCCUAUUAUAACACAUAUGAAAAUUAUUAUAAAGAUCAAUUCAAAACAAGUGAAGAUUAUGAAGAUGAAUAUAAUGAAAAUUCGGAAAAUGAUAUAAAUGAUGAAUAUAAUGAAAAUUCUGACAAUGAUAUAAUAAAAAUUAAAAGAAAUUUAUUGAAUACUAGUCAAAAUAAUAACAAUAAUAAUAAUAAUAAUAAUAAUAAUUUGAAAAAGUUAGAAAAUGAACAAUUCAUUUUUUCUAUAAAAAAUGAUAUAAAAGCAUUAACAAAAAUCUUUCAAAUUAAUUACUCAGAAUUUAUGAAAAAAUUAAAUAUAAUUUCAUUUAAUGCUGAAGAUAAUAGUUUUUUUGGUCCAAAUAAAAAUUAUAAAUUAUUUAAUCAUAUAAUAAGAUUAGACAAAAAUAUUCUUAAAAAAAUUUCUAUUCUAGAAUAUAUGUUAUCAUUCCAAUCAUAUAAUAAUCCUACCGAUGUUAUAAAUUAA